Messenger RNA from Fusarium odoratissimum NRRL 54006, 2924 nucleotides. RefSeq lists its product as uncharacterized. The transcript has 2 exons. The record is from RefSeq and is a predicted model, not a curated record. The coding region runs from base 636 to 2687 and encodes 683 amino acids. NCBI's taxonomy places the organism in Eukaryota, Fungi, Ascomycota, Sordariomycetes, Hypocreales, Nectriaceae. Gene Ontology annotation, molecular function: protein binding.
AAGCCACGAUCUAGGAUUCUUAAACCUCCACUCUGUUUAUAUCCGAUCAGUAUCAAAUCGAUACGUAUACGGCAAACACACAAACACAAGGCGCUGGGAACAUUAAUCAAGAUCAACAAGUCAAGAGUGGAGAGAGGUGAUUACAGUGUUGCUCUUGUCUUGGUGAUACUAUUAUUUUGCUCCAAACCACGAAGAUUAGACUCAAAGUCAAAUCGUGAAUAUUUUGACUGUCAUUCAUCUCAGGCAACUUAUACCUACUCGACUUCAAACUCGGAACCGCAUGGUCACCAGAGUCCUAUUCACGGCCCUUUCCUGAACACAAGUGGAGGCCACCGCCAGAAGCUGCUGGAAACACGAGGGCAUGUUCAAAGUUUGAGGUGAGGUUGACUCACUCGGCAAACAAGCCGCCAAUUGUGCACUGCACAGAGUACGCCCUGCGUUCGACAAGGUCUGAACAAGCAGCAAGGCAGUGCCAGCCAGUGCAAGGCCCCCUUGGAAGAUUUGUUGCAGAGUUUGGGUGUCAUCUAUCGGUAAGGCUGAGCUUAACUCAAUAGCCAUCUCCAUUGUGUAGGUAUAUAAAAGGCUCGAUAGGAAUAUACACCAUAAAACCUGAAUCCAAAGUCGCGCACUUGGAAAUGGCUUCCGCUACCGAGCUUUGGCCUACUCAGCCGCCCUCAUUUUCAACACAUCAGCACGCAACACCAUCUUUGCCUUCGGUACCAUCGACCAAGUACCACGACGAGGUAGAAAUGGACCUGGCUAUCCAUCUCGCGACGCUCUGCCGCAAGAGCCUCGUCGAGCUCGACUCUCAUCUUCCCGACUUCAAGCCUUCUCAUCCUUUCACUGCAGAUGAAAUCGUUUCUCUGCCGCUUGAUAAGCAUCGGAUCGACGAUACUCUUCAUGAACUCCCUCGGCGCAAAUCUGCUCGUCAUAACCUGGCCGUCGCUAUUUCUUCCUGUUUGUACCCUGUGCAUCAAGGUUCGCUAACAGCCAUCAUACGCUACGAGGAAGACCGUGUGCGCCUCCGUGCUUGGGCUGCCUUGCAGCGCAGGUAUGACAUGCUGAAGGCCACUAUUCGCAACGGUCAUACCGCCCGUGGCCUGUCCAGCGGUGCCGCCCCUGGUGUCCAGGCGCCUGUUUGGGCCUCCCGUAUCACAUCACAGGGAGUUUGGGGCCCUGCUAAGCAUCCCAUUUCUCUUGAAGGUGUGCCAGCAAUCCCCAUGCCUGUUGAGAUCGCCCACGAGGCCGAUCUUGUGCCAUUCCUGAACCAUCUUAGGGGUGGGGGCACUUCCAAGCUGAAUGGUGAUGAGAAAGGCUUCGAGCUGGAUGAUGGACGAGGUGAGCCUUACUAUGGUGUGAAAGGCGCCGAGUUCCGCAAAGGCGUUGUCUAUGAGGAUGGACGCAUGGAUCUCUGCAAAAUGGUCGUUGGACCUGAUCACAUUGGUAAACUGAUGGACUCGCUUCGACCUAAUGAGUUUGUACGCCACUUCCUGCUGGGCAAUAACAUCAUCGGCCCUGUAGGUGCUCAUGAGAUCGCCAAUUUCAUCCACGAUCUCCCUGGACGAAUUGAUACUUGGUAUCUCGCUGGAAACUGCAUCGACGGACCCAGCUUCAAUAUUCUUGUCGAUGCCAUGAUCGAGUCUGAUGCUAUCACCAACAUUUGGUUGAAGCGAAACCCACUCGGAUCACAUGCCUCUGAGGAUGUCUAUCGACUCAUAACCGGAGUUCGGAAUUUGCGAACUCUUGAUCUCGACCAAACCCAGCUCGGUGACCGAGGAGUUUCGGACCUGUUCAACCGCUUGGCAGGUCACGAGAUGCCCGAGGGUGCGAAACUACCCCUGAAGCAUAUCUAUCUCAACGGCAACGGCAUCUCAAAUGAGGGUGCACAGGCUAUUGGGAAAUUCCUCGUGUCUCCGCACUGCGGCUUGACGUCCAUUUACAUGUCAUCAAACCCCAUGGGGGAUUCUGGUGCAAAUGCCCUUGCUCAAGCACUACCUAAGGCAUCGUAUCUGACUCGAUUGCUCUUACAGUCGAUCGGAGUCAGCACCAAAGGUGCCGUUGCGCUGUGCAAGGCUGCUACUGGUCAUCCCGCUCUCGAAGUGCUUGAUCUUGGACAGGCUUAUGCCACCCAUGAUCUCGGGCAGGCCUACAACUACAUCGAGGAUGGUGCCGUAACUGCCAUUCAGGACCUUGUCUCGGCCGAAAGCCAUCUGUCCUAUCUCAACUUUGGACAUAUGGCAGUGACACCUCCGGCAAUCAAUCUUAUUUCAGAGGCAGUGCUCAAGAGCCCGUCGCUCGUGUACUUCGCGGCCUACCCAAUUCUGCCAGAUCCAGCCCUCAAGGCCGCAACCUUCAGGCCAGCAGUUGACACGACUUUCGCCAACCCAGCUGAGCCGACCAGGCCGCAGAUUCUGAUGAGCAAGGCUGUCCAAGAGCAUCUUUCUGCCAAUGUCAAGGCUCGGUAUGGCGAGGAAACCUCGUACAGUCAGUUCAUGGAGGAGGACAGGCGCUGGCUCGUAAGCGAUAAGACCGAUGUGCGCAAAAUCGACAGCGUGUACCGUAAUCGCGAUGCUGGUCUCGCCCGUCGCCGGCUCCUGACUCUGGUCAAGAAUUGGGAGGAGGGUGAUGAGACCCUUGACCGUGUCAUGGCAGCUCAUGCCCCAACCUGCUCUUUGCGCCGACACUGAGUGACAAAAGGGGUCGAGGAGCAGUUGCUUACUUUUGUCUGACUUCACAAGUCUAUUUCACUUUUUGAAAUGUUGUUUCUGUUACGUUGUUGGAAUGUAACCAGGAAGUGGAGGACAGGGGAGCAUUUGCUCAUUCAACUUGGAGAUGAAUUUAUUCGCUCCUUUGAAAUGUUGUUGUUGCUCUUAGAAACCUGCACUUCUAAUUGAGCACGUUGAAACAUGUCCGUUCUAACAUCA